Penicillium samsonianum is the source of this 1005-nucleotide messenger RNA. RefSeq lists its product as uncharacterized. The transcript is spliced from 2 exons. Bases 1 to 990 code for a protein of 329 amino acids. The record is from RefSeq and is a predicted model, not a curated record. NCBI's taxonomy places the organism in Eukaryota, Fungi, Ascomycota, Eurotiomycetes, Eurotiales, Aspergillaceae.
AUGAGCGGAGGACAUUCAAGGUCUCCGCUGAUCUCCCACCAGCCUAAAAGACUGCGGUUGCUUUACGAGCCUCUCUGCUUGCUCCACACUCUGAGUGAAGUCCGAGGGGAUCGAAUCAAGCCCGGCGAUAUAUCCCUUGAAGGCCCGGGGUUGACUGCCCCCAGAUGUUAUCGAUCCUUUGUUGACGCCAUUGCCUAUAUAUGUGCAUACCAGAAGAAACCUGGCUACGUCACCGCCGCAGCCCUCGAAGAGGCCCCCGAUGCGAUAGUGGUUCUGCUGGCUGCCAACGAUGGUAUUGAUCCGGCAGUCGUCACUCUUCUGGAGAAGGUGCUCAUGAUACUUUCAUGGAUUAUUGAUAAGCCUACGGUUCGACUAGACACGAAUGAGGGCCGAGGGGUAAUGAAAAUAUUGACUACCCAUGUACUGGACCUCAACACCCCCAAAAUUUUCGAAUACUACCAGCAGGUGAAAAAGUUUGUCCCGUGGGUGAUGGGAAAAUUGGAUACCGAGCCUGGACCACCACGAGCAGAUCACGACAGCAUCCUCAACAUCCGCGACUGGUUUGCAACGUACUUUUCGAAGGGCAGUACGCAGCUUCAGGAAAACGAUAUGCCAAGCCUAGCCCUCUCCAGCUAUAGGGACCGGGAGGUGUUCAAGGCCUUACAUCACACCACCGGGAGCCUUGAACAAUCCCGUAAUUUCGAGAGACUCCAUAAGCUGCUCUACAAACUGGGGAAGCACGUGGCUCAGUGUAAGCGACUGAUCCAGGCCACCAUUAGGCUUCGCUCAGAGUUAUCGCGAGGCUUGCGCAUCGAGACGAUUGGCGGGUCGCGGGAGGACCGAAUCGCUCUUUUGGCCCGUACUUGCAACAUUCAGGACAUUAGUCACCGUAUGUUCUCUGACGCGGCAAAGCGAGAUAUUUUCCUGCAGCAUUUGCAGCAAAUUUACUCAGAGAAAGAACUGGACCGGGUGCUGUCCAAGGAUAUCUAGAUCUACGGGUGGUAA